AGGGGUCCUGGUCAGGACAAGGCAGAUACAUCCUUGACCCUUGACCUUCCCCCGCUACCUCCAUAGCACUCAGCCGGGGGUGGGUGCCGGGGUAGAGGGCGUGGGGUCUUGACAGUGAGGGCUCUGCAGGGAGCGGGCCCAGUGCCACACUCAGGCCAGGAAGGAGCCGCAGAUGGCGAGCAUGGCAGUGAGCCCCCCAUGCUCCACUCUGGGUCUGGAGACCAGCCCCCCACCCAGCACCCUGCUUGGGCAAGGGGGAGAAAUGAGCUCCAGCAGAGCAGGUCCAGGGUGGGGGGCAUCUGAAAAGUGGCUGCAGGAGCCUGUGGAGGAGGAAUGGGCCAGGGCUGCAGUGCGGGGAGCCCUGUCUGAGGAGGGUUUCCCAAAGCCAGGGAUCCCCGCCCUCAGCCUGGACCCUCGGAGUGGGCUCCCCUCCCCAACACAAAGGGAGGCCAAAGUUGGAAAGCUCCAAGGGCCUGGCAGGCCAGCUCUGGUAGGUGACUGUGUGGCAGAGCCCAGCCCCCAGACCCCCUGCAUGCCCCUGGCCCUGACUGCCGCCGCCCGUAGGCUGCUGAUCCUGAGGCUGCUGCUGGGCACCCUGCUGGUCGCCUACAUGUACAUGGUGAACCCCAGGCCCUUCGAGGGGCUGGUGCCGCCCCUGCUGAGCCGUGCCACCGUCUGGAAGCUCCGGGCCCUGCUGGAGCCCUUCCUGCGCCUUGAGGUGGACGGCUUCCUGUCCUUCUAGGCCGGAGGCCCAGCGGCCCCAGCAAGGAGGUGGCCAGGCGACCAGCGCUGCCCCAGACGCCCAGUGGCUGCGCUGGCCCCCUGCACACGGCACCACUGUGCACCGUCCCUGCCAGGAGCUGCAGAGAAGGGGGGUGGCGGGGUCUGUCCCGAGGGUUGGGCCUGUGGUUGGACAUAGAGUCAUGACAUAUGUAGCUGGUGAGCACGUCUCUGUGGAAAUUGGGGAAGGGACGCUGGGGCGAUCCGGCAGCGAGGGUCCCUCAGGGUGGAGACCCCAGCUCAGGGCCGGCUUCCCACCCCACAUCCCACCUGCCCUCCAGAAGGCAGCCCCUCUGCACGGGGCUCUGACCCCCCAAGGCGUCUUAGGAGGGUCUCCACUGAAAGGCAACAGCAGUAAGGACUGGGGGCUCCUCAGGUCUUGCCCCCUGGGCCAGGCCCUCCCAGGGACCUCAGAGGUCAGGUUUUCAGCGCUGAACCUGCUGAUCCACUGACCUCAUGCCCCUCAUGCAACUCCCCUCCCUUCCUGGCCACCACCCUCCCUGCCCAGGUCCUGUCACCUCCCCAACCCAGGGCCCUGUCCGGUCCAGGGGGCCACACUGGUAGACAGAACUGUGGAGAUCAACACCAAAAAUUGUAUCUGGGGAAUUAAUUAGCAGGGAUACCCUUAAGAACAAUAGAGAAUGGUUUUGUGGCUUUCUCAUCCCAAAAUGGGAGAAAUAGAGCCGCAGCCCAAGGUAAACCAGGGACAGGGACCCUGUGCUGGAGAAGGGCUGGACGGGAUGCCACGCUGCCAUAGGCUGUACCACUGCUGAAGGACACAGGACUUGGGCCUCGGGCCCUCUGAGCUCCCAGCGGCAUCAUCUUUGGGUGCAGGCAACCCCAGUGGGGCCCAGGCAGAGCUGGCCAUGACCACAGGACCUUGGUGGCAGGCAGGGGCCAAUGGCUCACCAGGCUGGCGGCUCCAGGAAGUUAAGUCAUCUGUUCAUGUGUCAGGGGAAGGGAAGGAGGAGUACAGAAACCUUCGGGGGCAACCUGAGACCCCCCCCCCAGCCCACUCCACGGAGGCCUGGGCUCCCAGAGAAGGAAGUGGCUUAGUCUAAAGAGGUUGGUUGGGCAGGGAGGCUGGGCAAAGGUCGUGCUGGUCCCCACAGCUCUGGGGCUGCCCCCUGUGGGGUGCUGCACCCCCUGCAGCAGGUGGGGGACUCCUUGAGGUCACGUGGACACAGGGUCUCGGGCGCUGGCAGGCUGGGAGUCUGUCAAGCUGUGGCUGGUGGAGAAGAGAGACCAGCCCACCCCCAGCCCUGCCCCAGGGUCCAUGGCAGUCUGACCUCCUGGGUCCCCAGCUGGGCUGCCCCAGACCCCAGAGCCGCCUAUUUGUCAUCCUGUUAGGGCCCGGAAAGGCUGGGGAAAAGACUGGAGGCAGCCAAGGGCAGGCAGCACAUGGCCCCGCAUGGGGGUGCCCCAGCGACCAGGCUCCAGGGGGCCCGCAGUGGUGGGUGGUCCUCCGGGUGGCCAAGGUGGCACAGGUGCAGCCCAGGAGGCACCCAAGGCUGGCCACACUGCCCCCAUCCACAGGUGCAGGUGCCAAUCCACCCCGUGGGCCAUGGCAUCCAUGAGAGAGAGAAGCAGAAAGUUGGUCAGCACGGCACCAGCUUCAGGGCCCUAGAGCUCACACCCUUCCCGCAUUGAGAUAGCCCCAGCCCAGGAUGUCUCAGCCCCGAACAGCUGUGCACCCCUCACACUCCCUCAGCGCUGCCCCUGGCAUUUGGCAGGCAGGAGAGUUCUAGCAGGUUCAGCAGCCCCUACAGGGCCCUGAGCCAGCAGGUGGCCCCUAUGCACCCCCAUUUCAUCUCCCCAAGCUCUCGGGUUCCUGGGAUUCCCUGUGGGUAGCGGCAGACCCAAGUCUUUCCCCCAAACACCCUGUCACUGCCAGAACUGAUGCAGACCCAAGGCGAGAGACCCUCACACUUCCCAGCCACAGACCAUCGGCCACCCCCUCCUUCCAAGCCUCUGACUCAGCCCAAGUCCACAGAAAUGCCCCCAAGGAACCCACCGACCCCUGCACACCAGACAGCAGCCACCCCCUCUUCUGAGGCCUGGCCCCUGCCCUCCCCUAACUCUGGGGGUCCUGCAGCAACAGUCCUGGCCUUGCCCGAGGAAAGAAUCAAAAUAACUUUUUUAAAAUAAAAUUAUAGAUAUAUAGAUGUAGAUAUAAAAACAUAAAACAGAAACAACGCAA
Molecule: messenger RNA, 2980 nt
Organism: Gorilla gorilla gorilla (western lowland gorilla)
Lineage: Eukaryota; Metazoa; Chordata; Mammalia; Primates; Hominidae
Exons: 1
Coding region: 173-742 (189 amino acids)
Source: RefSeq, a predicted model, not a curated record